Messenger RNA from Caenorhabditis elegans, 564 nucleotides. It is a transcript of the gene pud-4, whose product is annotated as Up-regulated in Daf-2 domain-containing protein. The transcript has 2 exons. NCBI's taxonomy places the organism in Eukaryota, Metazoa, Nematoda, Chromadorea, Rhabditida, Rhabditidae. The record is from RefSeq and is marked reviewed. Bases 1 to 489 code for a protein of 162 amino acids.
AUGGCAACUCCAUCGGCUCAACCACCUCAACUAACCCGUCGAAGUGCAAAGAUUGUACUGGAGAACAAAACCGGGGAGGUUUUCCGAAUGCAAGUGCUCCAUGAGUACACUGGUGAGCAAACCGACGACUCAGGAUGGUUUAAUUUUGCUCCAGAUGAGAGCCGAGUCAUGUUUGAACAUGUCUACUAUAACACUGGAUUCUUCACGACUGGGGUUGACAAUUGGAAGGUUCAUGGAUCGAAACUUGUAGAGUAUGCUGGAAAGGAUGGAAAGGGUAUACAUAUGAUUGGCAAAGUGUGGAUUGAUGGAAUUCCUUACAAAAGUUGGCAUGGACUACUCGCCAAAUGGAAGAAACACACGUUGAGAGCAGAAGAUGACGGACAAGUGACAACUAUCCGAGUGUAUCCAUCGGAAGUUCAAUUCAUUUCGCAAAGUGGAAGAUCUGUUACACCAUGGUACAGAAUUGGAGAGGAUGUUGGAAAGAUUUGAGUUAAUUUCCAUGGCUGUCAAUUGAGAAAUCAUGGUCUUUGACUUUUAUUGUGAUAAAGUUUAAAACAUUGAUAA